This is a messenger RNA of Dacryopinax primogenitus, 996 nucleotides long. RefSeq lists its product as uncharacterized. The coding region runs from base 1 to 801 and encodes 266 amino acids. The transcript has a single exon. The record is from RefSeq and is a predicted model, not a curated record. Lineage: Eukaryota; Fungi; Basidiomycota; Dacrymycetes; Dacrymycetales; Dacrymycetaceae.
AUGCCCCCUCUAUUUGACCGCAUCCUUCAGUACCUCCCACUACCCCGCAUCCUCAGUCCGCUGCCCGACUUUCUGUGGGCAGUCUCGUUGGGCCUGCCUCCGAUCCUUCGGGCCAUCUGGUCAAACCCGAGCCUCUUGUUCCAGUUGAAGCGGCUCCAACAACUUGGGCAGUACCAGUUCUGGAAAGUAUUCGGUCCCGAGGUCGACAAGAACGCUGCUCCUGUCAAGUGUCAGCUGUUGCCGUGGGCAGAAGGAGUUGUAUUUGAGAUCGGUGCAGGGCAUGGGCACAGUCUCAAAUAUAUGACGCGCCAGCAAAUCACAAAGUACUAUGCGUUGGAACCGAAUACGGAUAUGUGGCCAGGGCUACGGAAAGCGAUCAUGGAAGCGGGGUUAUCCGAAGAAGACGGCAGUGCGGUACUACUGCCGUAUGGGGCAGGCGACAUCGACAAAUUUGUCGAGCAUUUGGGGGGCGAGAACAAGGUCGAUACGCUAGUCUCGAUCCUCGUAUUCUGCUCUGUUCCGAAUACACAACAAGUCCUUCCCACUCUUUGCGAGCGCUUGCUCAAGAAAGGAGGGUCUCUGCUUAUGUAUGAGCACUGUCUAUCCCCGGUACCGUCGUCUCGACUAUACCAGCGCUUGUGGACACCCAUUUGGUCGAUCGUCUUCGAUGGGUGUUGCCUGGACAAGGAUACGAUGACGUGGGUUAAUCAGGUCAAGUGGUCGGAUAAACAUGUUUGGAGGAAGGAGGGUGAACCGGAAUGGAGUUUGUUCUUCCAUGGAGUUGGGAGGUUCAUCUUGUAGAGUGCGCUCGGAUGAUGAAAACACGGGUAUGAGCAUUAAUGGCGUUUGACCAACCAGAACCUCACUGCCUCUUGUGUGGAUCGACAAAGGUGUCAGCGGUCGGUGAUGAGCACCUAUAUCGACAGUUGGGUUGAUUGGAAAGUUUGAAAGUCAGGGCUAUCAGUAUCAUUUGUCUAUAGGUUGCCGAUUGAUUGC